Musca domestica (house fly) is the source of this 566-nucleotide messenger RNA. RefSeq lists its product as uncharacterized. Gene Ontology annotation, biological process: sensory perception of smell. NCBI's taxonomy places the organism in Eukaryota, Metazoa, Arthropoda, Insecta, Diptera, Muscidae. Gene Ontology annotation, molecular function: odorant binding. The transcript has 2 exons. The record is from RefSeq and is a predicted model, not a curated record. Bases 16 to 447 code for a protein of 143 amino acids.
UCACAACUUGCAACAAUGAAAGUUCUAAUUUACCAAAUUGGUCUAUUGGCCAUAAUAUUGGCCACUGUGGAAUUAACACAGGCCAUGGACAGCAAAGAACUGGAAGAAAAGGCCAAAAAGAUUGGCGCAGAGUGCGUCAAGGAAUCGGGCAUCAGUGGCGAUGAGAGUAAUCUCAUUAUGGCCGAUGAUUUGGAAAAGAUCGAUGAGAAGAAAUUCACCGAUAAAAUGAAAUGUUACAUGUUGUGUUUCUACAAGAAGUUGGGAAUUGUCAAUGCUGAUGGCAAACCGAAUGUGGCACCCUUGAUUGCCUUCAUGGAGGAGCGUUAUGACCACAAUAAGGCUAAGGUCAAACCGGCCAUUACCAAAUGUGGCAGCAUCAAGGACGCCAAUCAAUGCGAACAGGUGUUCAAAUUUGAACGUUGCAUUGCACAGGCGAUUGAAGGCUGAGGACAGCGGCAUUAAAAGUGAAUUGAAAAUAUCGCAAGCAAUUUUAAAAUUAGAUUUUUUAGCACAUAUUAAUUAUAAUGGUAUAAUUUGGAAAAUAAUUCGGAAAUUUUUGGAAAAAC